UAAACCUGGGCUGGAUGGCCCAGCCGCCUUCGCUAAGUCUUACUGGGGCAUUUCCACAAACAUUAUAGAUUCGCAGAGCGGGGCAAUGGCUUCUGCAGGAAGAACUCUUGGAUCAAUUUUCCAGAAAGCCACUCUUUCAAGCGGUAUAUUCGCCUUAAACCCGCUCCAGAAACCCUACACUUUGCACAGUUUUUUUCGAGGAAUAUCGCCUUCUAGAUUGUCACCUGUUGUAGGUGAUGCUCAGAGAAAGAGGAGGAUAUGCUCAACUCCCCCUGUUUGUAUGGGAAGGCGUUCUUGCAAGAUCGCUGGGAGAAAGGAUGCACAAAAUUUGAAGAAGAUGAAAAGAAACAGUAGAAUUGGGAAAGAAAUUGUCUCUGCCAUAAAAAAGGGUGGUCCAAAUCCAUCUUCGAACACAGUUUUAGCUGCUGUUUUAGAGAGAGCCAGAGAACUUGAAGUACCAAAAGAAAUAGUGGAAAGGAACAUAAAAAAGGCUUCUGACAAGGGUCAGGAAGCAUUUAUUGAGAAAUUUUAUGAGGUAUAUGGCUUUGGUGGUGUUGGCAUGGUAGUUGAGGUUUUAACAGACAAAAUAACCAGAUCAGUGGCUGAUGUUAGAGGGGUGGUAAAGGACAGUGGGGCAAAGCUUGCUGACCCAGGAUCCAUCUUAUUCAAGUUUAGAAGAGUUCGAGUUGUUAAUGUAAAGGCCAAUGAUGAUGAAAAAGACCAGAUUCUUGCUAUUGCUUUAGAUGCUGGUGCUGAAGAUAUCAUUGAACCUAAUGUUAAAGAGGAGGAUGAUUCAGAAGAUAAUUCGGAAAGCUAUUAUAAGAUUGUCGUCUCUACAGAAAACUACUCUGAUAUACUAUCAAAAUUACGAGAUGCAGGUGUAGCUUUUGAACCAGAUAAUGGUUUUGAGCUCUUGCCACUAAACCCCAUUGAGGUAGAUGAUGAAGCCAUGGAUUUAAACAAGGAGCUUAUGUCCAAGCUGCUUGAACUUUAUGAUGUUGAUGCCGUUUACACUGAUCAAAAGUGAUUUUUUAAGAAAUGAUACCCGAUUAACAGUAUUCUUCUUUUCCCUCUUUUUUCUGUUUUACAUCGAAGUUUUCAUUUACAGUUUCUUUCUGUUCUCCUAUGAACUUGGGGGAUGUUUAUAUAUAUAAAAUGUUUUGUGGGUUGAAUUUUCUGCUCCUUGGAUUCAUUUAUUUUGAUGUUAUAACCUUCAAAUAUAAGAUUCAAACCUUUUUUUUUU
This is a messenger RNA of Dendrobium catenatum, 1243 nucleotides long. RefSeq names its product probable transcriptional regulatory protein At2g25830. The record is from RefSeq and is a predicted model, not a curated record. The transcript is spliced from 7 exons. NCBI's taxonomy places the organism in Eukaryota, Viridiplantae, Streptophyta, Magnoliopsida, Asparagales, Orchidaceae. Gene Ontology annotation, cellular component: chloroplast. Bases 86 to 1027 code for a protein of 313 amino acids.